Messenger RNA from Tripterygium wilfordii, 1634 nucleotides. Its product is annotated as SRSF protein kinase 2-like. The transcript has 2 exons. The record is from RefSeq and is a predicted model, not a curated record. NCBI's taxonomy places the organism in Eukaryota, Viridiplantae, Streptophyta, Magnoliopsida, Celastrales, Celastraceae. Bases 405 to 1148 code for a protein of 247 amino acids. Gene Ontology annotation, molecular function: DNA binding.
UUGCAUUUUCGGGUUAUCGGGUCAUCCGAUAACCCGAAAUGUUAUUUAAUUAAGGUACUAAUUUUAGUUUUAUAGAUAGUAUAUAUAUUAUAUGAAUAAUAUGAAUUAUCAUUACCUAUUAAGUAUUAACUAAUAUCAAUUAACUGUAACAAACUAACAAUUAACUGAAUUAAGAAAUCAAUUUUGCACAAAUUGACAAAAAUGAAAAACCUAGGUCACUUCCUGAUUGUCUCUGUCUCUUCACUCUCUUGCUCUGAUGCUCUCAGGCCUCACCGCCUCAGCCUCUCACUUAGACACUCACUCACCGUCUCACGUCGGCACCAACAGAGAACCAAGUACAUCGUCGACUAUCGUUCUCGCCGGUAAGCGAUUGGCAUCUCGUUGUCGCUGACUCGCACUCGAAGAUGGCAAGAACCAAAAGAAGAACUCUUCCGAAUCCUCUACCACCUAUACCUCCACCUGUGGUUCCACCACCUCCACCAGUACCUCCAGGUCCUCCACCUAUGGUUCCACUUCUACCACCUCCACCAAUUGAAACAUGUCCUCCACCUACACCAACAAUAGAAGUGGAAUAUUCGCAAUCUGAAAGUUCUGCUGAGGAUAUUGGGGCUUCGACUCAUCCAUCUACUGUCACAUCUAAUGCAACAGCUACUAAAUCUAAAAAAAGAAAGGACAUAUCAGAAGCUUGGGGUUAUUUCACGAGAACAGAAAAUGAAGGGGAAGAAACACAAGCAAUGUGCAAACAUUGUGGGGCAAAAUACAUGGCAGAUAGCAAUAAACAUGGCACGAAGAAUUUGAAAGCCCAUAUCAAAAGGUGCAAAGUUUUGCAGGCCAAGAAAGAUCCCAUGGAUAACUACGCAAUAUCUCACAAUGGGGAUGGGGAUGGGGAUGGUACAAGCCCAAUCAAUGAGAUAAGGCUUCACAAAUUUGAUGCUAUUGCAAUUCAGGACAGUUUGAUUGAGUGGAUAAUUUGUGAUGAACUCCCAUUCAUGAUUGUUAAAAGCCCCAAAUUCAAACAGUUAUGCAAAUCCAUGGAGCCUCGAUUUGAUGUGCCAUCACGGCAAACAGUUGCUAGACAUGUUUUCAAAUUGUACAAUGCUCAGAAGCUGAAGAUGAAAGAGUCUAAGAGGUUCCAUUGGCCGAGUUAGUCUCACCACUGAUAUGUGGACCUCUUCUAACAAUACAAGCUACAUGUGUAUAACAGCUCAUUUUAUUGACAAAAGUUGGGUUUUGCACAAGAGGAUUAUCAGUUUUUCUAUGGUUGAGGACCAUAGAGGUGAGGGCAUUGGUAAGCAAUUAGAGAAGGUUACUAAAGAGUGGCGGAUAGAGAAAAUUAUGUGCAUGAUAGUUGAUAAUGCAUCUUCAAAUGAUGGUGUGGUAGAUUGGAUGAAGAAAUAUGGGUCUAAACAUGUGUUGGGUGGCAAUUAUCUCCAUGUUAGGUGCUUUGCUCAUAUCUUGAAUCUAAUUGUGAGGCACGGCCUACAAAAGUGUGUUGACUCAAUUGAAAAAAUUAGGAAUGCGGUGAAGUAUGUGAAAUCAUCUCCUAAGAGACAAUCCAAGUUCUUGGAAUGUGCCAAUCAUAUUAAAGUUGCAAUUACCAAAUCUUUGUGUCUUGAUGUGGCGACGCGAUGGAA